CAGAGAGACGGCAAGAGCAGGAGGUUAGAGAGAAGGAAAGAGAGGGGAAGGUUUCAGGGUUGGAGAGAUUGGCCUUUUAACUCAGUAAAAGCCACUCAGAUCUUCCAUUCAUCAGGGGUCUGUUCACACUGAGUUUCUGAGUGCAGGUACUGAGGAUGGCGCAACGGAUGUUGAUGGUGUGUGUGCUGGGUGCUCUGCUUUGUCAGGUGUGGAGCUCUGCAGAAGCUCAUCACAAAGAGCAAGAGACCCUUUACCCAUGGAGAAAUAAAGGCACAGGCAUGUACAGGGUGAAGAGGGACUGGAUCAUCCCUCCAAUCAGAGUGCUGGAGAAUAGCAAGCAGGUUCCUGAAGACCUCGUCCAGAUCAAAUCGGACAAAAUCUUUACAGGGGAGGUGAUUUACAAGCUAGAGGGAGCGGGGGUGGACCAGGAGCCCAAAGAUCUGUUUGAAAUUGAUGAUAUAACAGGAGUCAUCAGGAGCAAGCGGCCGCUGGACCGAGAGACUUACAACAGCUUCACGCUGAAAGCCUUUGCACUGUCUCCCAGUGGAGAGAGGCUAGAGAAUCCGUCCACCAUAGAGAUCGUGGUGCUGGAUCAGAACGACAACAGACCCGCCUUCACACAGAAAGAAUUCAGCGGCACUGUCCCUGAAUUCUCCGUCCCAGGCACCUUGGUGAUGUCAGUGACCGCCACUGAUAAAGAUGACCCUAUGACAGAAAACGCUUACCUGAGCUACUCUAUCAUUGGCCAGGAGAGCUUUCCUGCCAACACUUUAGACAAGACAAUGUUUGGUAUCAACAACGAGACAGGAGCCAUUUACACAAGAGACGUAGGCCUGGACCUGGAGGUGGUAAAAAGUUUCAGGUUGAAACUGCAGGUUGCUGAUAUGGGAGGCAUGGGAUUAACGAGUGAAAGUGUGGCGAUCAUACAUGUCACUGAUAUCAACAACCACGCCCCACAGUUCAGCCCUGCCACUUACAGCAUGCUAGCAGUGGAGAACAGGAAGGACAAUGAGAUCGGCCGGGUGAACGUGACAGACAGAGAUGAUCGUGGAACAGCAAACUGGGAGGCCAAGUACUUUAUUUCCAACGACCCUGAAGGCAACUUUGCCAUCACUACGGAUCCUGCAACCAACGAAGGAGUUCUGACCGUGGUGAAGCCUCUGGAUUAUGAAGCACAGCAUGAGCACGUCUUAUUGCUGAAGGUGGAAAAUGUCAAUCCUCUGAGCAUCAAGGCUCCCAGCGUCCCAGUGAGCGGCGCUUCAGUGUUUGUAACGGUGGUGAACGAGAACGAAGCUCCACGUUUCAGGGAGGACCCCAUACAGCUGGUUGUCCCUGAGUCUGUGGUCCCUGGGACUUUACUGACCAGCCAUAUCGCCUCGGACCCUGAUAAUUCUGACCUGAGGUAUGAGAUUAGUCGAGAUCCUGAGAAGUGGCUGGACAUCGACAGAGAUACAGGCGAAAUCUAUGCCAAGAGAACGUUCAACAUGCGAUCUCCAAAUGUUAAAAACAAUAUCUACAAUGUUAUUGUCAAAGUUACAGAUGCUGGUGGUGUGUCAACCACUGCCACCGUGGCCAUCACACUGAAGGAGACCAACGACUUCCCCCCCCAGCUCUUCCCUCUGAGCGGCUCUGUGUGCAGGGACACGGGCCGCGGCAGUUCUGGUCUGGUUGUGACGGCUGUGGAUGAAGACUUUCCUCCACACGCUGCACCCUUCAGCUUUGAGAUGCCCGACGAUGAUCUGUCAAUCAACUGGACUGUUGUUCAAGUCAACGAUACCCAUGCGGUGCUUCAGCCCCUCGUGGACCUGGAGGCAGGAGAGUACGUGGUCACAGUGUUUGUGUCGGACUCUGGCAGCCCAGUGCUGAGCGCGUAUUCUCAGGUCAAUGUGACCGUGUGUCGCUGUGACUCCUUUGGAGAUUGUAAGUCGGAGGCGGGGGCUUUCGUUGGAUCCAGUGUGGGAAUCAACUUCAUCGCUCUGAUCAUCAUCAUGGCCAGUAUUGCACUCCUCCUGUUGCUGCUGCUGCUGACUGUGGCGGUGACUUCCUGUGGGAGACGUCACCAUAUCAAGAAAGGGACAGGUCUGCUUGUCGGGGAAUCAGAAGACGACAUCCGUGACAAUGUCUUCAACUAUGAUGAGCAAGGAGGGGGGGAGGAAGACGAGAAUGCCUUUAACAUCGACAUGCUGUGGAAUCCACUUGAGGCCCCUUCGACCCCGGGGUCCUACUACCCAGGGUCCGCUGUUCCUCGAGGAAAGCAGCCCCUCAGGAAGGACGCUCCACAUAACCUGCCCUCACCUAUCUACCCACGGAGGCCGCCAGCAGACCCCACUGACAUCGAGGACUACAUCAAUGAUGGCCUGGAGGCUGCCGACAACGAUCCGAAUGUGCCUCCCUACGACACGGCCCUGAUCUAUGACUACGAGGGAGAGGGCUCCCUGGCAGGCAGCCUCAGCUCCAUCGCUUCAGGCAGCUCUGACGGAGAUCAGGACUACGACUACCUCAACGACUGGGGACCACGCUUUAAGAAACUGGCCAACAUGUAUGACCCACGUUAACAGGGACAGCCCCUCACAGAAGGACAUGUGUGCUUCACCACCAGUUAGGGAUCAGAGCUCAGGGUUUUUUUUUUCGGACCCAUUUGGCAAGAUUUUAGUCAAGGACAAGAUUUGAAGUGUGCCAAAGAAAGAUAAGUGCUAUGUAAAGGCUUGGGACUUUAAUCUCUAAGUGCCCUAGUUUAAAAUGGUUCAUUUGGACAAUACUGACAAAAUGCCUUGUGGAAAAAUGUUGUACUUAGCUUGGGAGAAGUUAAUGAGACAGUGAACUCAAGAGCUGAUACGAUCAGCCGAGAGGAAAGGAGCUGUGCUGUAAUAAAUGAUUGUCCAUGUCUGGUUUGUCCAUCCUCAGACUUGGAUUUCUCGGUAUUAAUGCAACAAGCCUGAGAAAACAAACCUUUAUGUAUUCUUUUUAUAUAUAAGUGAUCAUUUUAUUUUCAUUUAGUUUUUUUUUUUUUAUCACAAAUCCUCCAUUCCAGCUGUUAACCUUUUUGGAAAAAACCAUUUACUCAACCAAACAAACUGUACCACAAUAUAUUAUAUAGUAUCAAAUAGUUCGGAGGUGAAGAUUUUGAAUUAUGUUUUUUUUUUUUACUGUAUAUGUUCAUUGAAUUUAGAGUUUCCAGAAUAAAUGUAAGUCUUUUAUUAAGUGUGUG
This is a messenger RNA of Trematomus bernacchii (emerald rockcod), 3208 nucleotides long. RefSeq names its product cadherin 15, type 1, M-cadherin (myotubule) (gene cdh15). Gene Ontology annotation, biological process: multicellular organism development; cell morphogenesis; cell-cell junction assembly. Bases 156 to 2555 code for a protein of 799 amino acids. The transcript has 14 exons. Gene Ontology annotation, molecular function: calcium ion binding; cadherin binding. The record is from RefSeq and is a predicted model, not a curated record. Lineage: Eukaryota; Metazoa; Chordata; Actinopteri; Perciformes; Nototheniidae. Gene Ontology annotation, cellular component: plasma membrane; adherens junction; catenin complex.